Messenger RNA from Brassica oleracea var. oleracea, 760 nucleotides. RefSeq names its product E3 ubiquitin-protein ligase UPL1-like. The annotation marks the transcript as partial. The record is from RefSeq and is a predicted model, not a curated record. Lineage: Eukaryota; Viridiplantae; Streptophyta; Magnoliopsida; Brassicales; Brassicaceae. The transcript has a single exon.
CUCUCAUGAUCGAGCCAGGAUUCUAAGCAGAUCUAGCAUCAGUUUCGCCGUAGGCAACAGAAUGAUUCUGCUUAAUGUGCUUCAGAAAGCCGUUCUCUCUCUGAAGAUUUCUAGUGAUCCAUCAUCUAUUGCUUUUGUUGAGGCGCUACUUCAGUUUUAUUUGCUUCACAUUGUUUCAUCAUCGUCAUCUGGAAGCACUAUAAGGGGGUCUGGCAUGGUUCCCACAUUUCUCCCUCUCUUGGAGUAUACUGAUCCGAGUCACCUGCAUCUUGUGUAUUUGGCCGUUAAAGCACUACAGAAGCUCAUGGAUUAUAGCAGUUCUGCAGUUCCUCUACUCCGGGAUCUUGGGGGAGUAGAACUUUUGUCUCAGAGGUUAGAGUUAGAGGUUCAUCACAUUCUUAAGUUGACUGGAGAGAACAACAGUGAUAUGGUGGUUGGUGAAUCUUUAGAAAUAAAUGGUGAUCAGUUGCUCUCUCGAAAGAGACUCAUCAAGGUUCUUUUGAAGUCUCUUGGUUCUUCUACGUAUACUCCUGGAAAUGCGAAUAGGUCUCAAAGUUCUCAGGAGAGCACGUUGCCUGCCACUUUGUCUUUGAUAUACAGGAAUGCAGAUAAAUUUGGUGGCGAUAUCUAUUACUCAGCUGUGACGGUUAUGAGUGAUUUAAUCCACAAAGACCCCACAUCUCUUACUUCCCUGUUUGAAAUGGGCCUCCCUGAAGCAUUUCUGUCUUCAGUUGUAUCAGGAGUACUUCCUUCUUCCAAG